CAAAGAGCCCUAAUCAUUGGGCUGUUGACUUUGAACAUGUCUCAUACCAAAAUCGAGUCGAGACUAUCUUAACCGGUUUAAAUUUCAGUUUUAUUAUUUUAUAUUUGCGGUUUUGUUUUUGGGCCUGUUUAAUCCGUGCCAACACACGGCAACCCUGUUUAUUUAUUACUGGAUAAAAUUGAUAUCGGAAAGCUCCAAUUGACAAAACACAGGUGCCGGCAAACAAGGAAUCCACAUAAACACACACAAAAAUCCAAGGACAGGAAAAGCUAAAUUGAUGAAGCAAGUAUUUCGGAAGGCUCAUCUCACCAUUAAUGGCGUCGUCGUCGCCGUUCAUGACGGCCGCUGCGUCGUCAUUUCGGUUACCGUCGCUCUCUCACCGCCAAUAUUGUACUCAUUCAUUAAUCUCAUCCAACAGUUCAAAAUCCGAACCGAAACUGUGUACGUUCACUUUGAGACGUUUCUCGCUCGAAACAUCUCGCUUCUCAUCGUCGGGAAACACACCUACACUCAAUCCAAGUGUAGUGGCUAGGUCUAAUUUGAGAUUCCCUCUGAUAUCGCCUAAUGACCAUUGGGGCAUAUGGACUGCUCUCUUCGCCACUGGUGCUUUUGGUCUAUGGUCAGAGAGAACCAAGAUUGGGGGGAUGAUCAGUGCUGCACUUGUGAGCAUCUUGUUGGGCCUUGCAGCCAGUAACAUGGGGAUUAUUCCUCACGAAGCACAUGCUUACUCUAUUGUGAUGGAAUUCAUUCUACCUUUGACAAUCCCAUUGAUGCUGUUCAGAGCUGAUAUGCGAAAUGUGAUAAAAUCAACCGGCAAGCUCCUCUUGGCCUUUUUGAUUGGAUCAGUUGCAACCACAUUUGGAACACUAGUAGCAUUCUGGAUUGUUCCUAUGCGAUCACUAGGUCAAGAUAGUUGGAAGAUUGCUUCUGCUCUCAUGGCCAGUUAUAUAGGAGGAGCUAUAAACUAUGUUGCGGUUUCAGAUGCACUUGGUGUUUCUCCAUCUGUUGUUGCUGCAGGUGUAGCUGCAGACAAUGUUAUAUGUGCGAUUUACUUCAUGGUGUUGUUUGCAUUAGGCUCUAAAAUUCCUUCAGAGGCUUUACCACCAACCGAAGAUCCGAGAAAUAAUUUGGAAGGCAAUGUGGCCACAAUACAAACAGCUACUGCACUUGCUGUUUCUUUUGCAAUCUGCAAAGUUUCAACACAUAUCAUUCAAGUUUUAAAAUUGCCAGGUGGCACGCUACCAGCAAUUACUGCAACCGUUGUGAUUUUGGCAACUUUACUUCCAAGACAAAUUGGUUACCUGGCACCUGCUGGUGAUGUUGUUGCUGCAAUUUCGAUUCAGGUAUUUUUUGCUGUAUUGGGUGCGAGUGGGAGCAUAUGGAAUGUUAUCAUGGUUGCUCCAAGUGUGUUUGUGUUUGCCUUUAUUCAAAUCACAGUGCAUCUUCUUGUGAUUCUUGGACUGGGGAAGUUACUCAGAUUAGACCUAAAGUUACUACUUUUAGCAUCAAAUGCUAACAUUGGAGGUCCUACAACAGCAUCUGGGAUGGCAACAGCCAAAGGUUGGGGCUCUUUGGUAAUUCCUGGAAUUCUUGUGGGUAUAUUUGGAAUUUCAACCGCAACAUACCUUGCGUAUUUCUUUGGAACUUUUGUUCUCAAAAGCAUGUCAGGGUUUAUGUAAUAUUUUUGGCUAACAGCUGUCUGCGAUUUCUUGUUGCCAAACUUCUAAUUAUGCUCUCGAUAGGUGACUAAGCAUCUAGAAAUUUCAUACAGUAUUAUUAUGAGGACUCUCGCAUAGGAUUAUCGUCAAAUAGGUGGUGUGCUUCAGAAGUCUCGUAAAUCAAAACCUACAGAACUGCUAUACCUCUGAUAUUAGUCAAAUAUUCUAGAAAAGGUAAGCUGGGAAAUCAGGAAAAUAUAAAGCAUCUUAUAAGUGGGAGGGGUAUUUUGGGUAUUAUGCUAUUUAGUUUGUUACAACAGUGGCUUAUAAAAGAUAAGAGCGAUGAGAGUAGCAUCAUCUUAUCUUUUUGUGAACUCGAAGAAUCUUUUACCAUUGGAAGAGGCUUGGCUCUUGAACCACUAAAAUCAUUAGGGUUACAAUUUGUUUAUUUGGUAUUGUGAGUGUUUCAAUCAAUACAACAUGCUUUUGAAUUCAUUUUCUUGUUUUUGAUUUUAUUUUAAAAGUGAGGUCAUAGCAAAUUGGUAGAAGAGUAAUGGCCUAAUGGCCAUUAUGGAUACUAUAUAUGGCUCAAAAGGGUGGAAACAGUAGGAGAAAAUGUGGAAACAAUAGGAGGAGUGAAGGAAGUACAUUCCGUCUCACCUGAUUGAGAUUUCAACAAGGGCGGUGAUCAAGUAUACAACUCUCCAUUCAUCAAGUUUAGAUCCAUCAGAUUCCGACCAAGGCAAUUACUCCACCCCACCGCCAUUAUAACAAACCUUGUCUUUUAAAAUGUCAUGUUCUGGUAUAAACAUAAGUUUUUAAGUGUAUAUAUAUUAUUAAGCAUAUUGCAUGUUUCUUGAAAAUUAAGAGGUACAAUACCUAAUACCUAAUACCUCAUGUACAAUAAUAUCAAGCUUAUAAUCACAUCGGC
Molecule: messenger RNA, 2589 nt
Organism: Lactuca saligna
Lineage: Eukaryota; Viridiplantae; Streptophyta; Magnoliopsida; Asterales; Asteraceae
Source: the annotation of a GenBank genome assembly